Molecule: messenger RNA, 264 nt
Organism: Phytophthora megakarya
Lineage: Eukaryota; Oomycota; Peronosporomycetes; Peronosporales; Peronosporaceae
Source: the annotation of a GenBank genome assembly
AUGGAUCACAUACCGUCGCUACCCAGAUCCCACAAGGGGAACACUGAAUUAUUGAUCUGGGUCGAUCUGUUCACAGGAUAUGUGAUCGCGAAGGCCAGCUCGUCCCGAUCGGCCCAGACGGUUGCGGAAUCGUACGAAGAGUGUGUAUUUCGCCGAUUUGGUGCCAGUGAGAUGAUCCCACAUGAUCGAAACCCGGCUUCAUAUUUUGAGACAGCGGCAGCGGGCGACGAUGGCAUAUCGUCCACAGGCGAACGGGACUGCUGA